AGUGCGGGGCCGGCCAGACCCGGAGGAGGAGUGCAGACGCCGCUCGCGCCGCAGCCCAGCCGCCGGGGAGUGCCUCCCGCCCGCGGGCCGCCGGCUCCAUGGCGACCGGGCUCGGGGAGCCGGUCUACGGACUUUCGGAAGACGAGGGAGAAUCGCGUAUUCUGAGAGUGAAGGUUGUUUCUGGAAUUGAUCUCGCCAAAAAAGACAUCUUUGGAGCCAGUGAUCCAUACGUGAAACUUUCAUUGUACGUAGCGGAUGAGAAUAGAGAACUUGCUCUGGUCCAGACAAAAACAAUUAAAAAGACGCUGAACCCAAAAUGGAAUGAAGAAUUUUAUUUUAGAGUAAACCCAUCUAAUCACAGACUCCUGUUUGAAGUAUUUGAUGAAAACAGAUUGACACGAGACGACUUUCUGGGACAGGUGGACGUGCCCCUCAAUCAUCUCCCGACAGAAGACCCAACCAUGGAGCGACCGUACACAUUUAAGGACUUUCUCCUCAGACCAAGAAGUCAUAAGUCUCGGGUUAAGGGAUUUCUGCGCCUGAAGAUGGCCUACAUGCCGAAGAACGGAGGUCAGGAUGAAGACAGCGGUGAGCAGAGGGACGACAUGGAGCACGGGUGGGAAGUCGUGGACUCGAACGACUCGGCUUCUCAGCACCAGGAGGAGCUUCCUCCGCCCCCUCUGCCCCCGGGCUGGGAAGAAAAAGUGGACAAUUUAGGUCGGACCUACUAUGUGAACCACAACAACCGGAGCACUCAGUGGCACCGGCCGAGCCUGAUGGACGUGUCCUCCGAGGCGGACAGCAACAUCCGGCAGAUCAACCAGGAGGCGGCGCACCGGCGCUUCCGCUCCCGCCGGCACAUCAGCGAGGACCUGGAGCCCGAGGCCUCCGAGGGCGGGGAAGGCCCUGAGCCUUGGGAGACCAUUUCCGAAGAAGCGACCAUCGCUGGAGACUCGCUCAGUCUGGCGCUGCCCCCACCGCCGUCCUCCCCUGUGUCUCGGACCAGCCCUCAAGAGCUGUCCGAGGAAUUGAGCAGAAGGCUUCAGAUCACCCCAGACUCCAAUGGGGAGCAGUUUGGUUCUUUGAUUCAGAGGGAGCCGUCCUCGAGGCUGAGGUCGUGCAGUGUCACCGACGCGGUCGCAGAGCAGGCUCAUCUACCACCGCCCUCAGUGGCCUACGUACACACCACGCCGGGCCUCCCUUCAGGCUGGGAAGAAAGAAAGGAUGCUAAGGGACGCACAUACUAUGUCAAUCAUAACAAUCGCACCACAACCUGGACUCGGCCUAUCAUGCAGCUCGCAGAAGAUGGUGCUUCUGGAUCCACCACAAACAGUAACAACCACCUAAUCGAGCCUCAGAUCCGCCGGCCUCGUAGCCUCAGUUCGCCAACAGUAACUUUGUCCGCCCCACUGGAGGGUGCCAAGGAUUCACCCAUACGCCGGGCUGUGAAAGAUACCCUUUCCAAUCCUCAGUCCCCACAGCCAUCACCUUACAACUCCCCCAAACCACAACACAAAGUCACACAGAGCUUCCUGCCGCCCGGCUGGGAAAUGAGGAUCGCGCCCAACGGCCGGCCCUUCUUCAUUGACCAUAACACAAAGACUACAACGUGGGAAGAUCCACGCCUGAAAUUUCCAGUACAUAUGCGAUCAAAGGCACCUUUAAACCCCAAUGACCUUGGCCCUCUUCCUCCCGGUUGGGAAGAAAGAAUUCACUUGGAUGGCCGCACAUUUUAUAUUGAUCAUAAUAGCAAAAUAACUCAGUGGGAAGACCCAAGACUGCAGAACCCAGCCAUUACUGGCCCGGCGGUUCCUUACUCCAGAGAAUUUAAGCAGAAAUAUGACUACUUUAGGAAGAAAUUAAAGAAACCUGCUGAUAUUCCAAAUAGGUUUGAAAUGAAACUUCACAGAAAUAACAUUUUUGAAGAGUCCUACCGGAGAAUCAUGUCUGUGAAAAGACCAGAUGUCCUAAAAGCGAGGCUGUGGAUUGAAUUUGAAUCUGAGAAAGGUCUCGACUAUGGGGGCGUGGCCAGAGAAUGGUUCUUCUUACUGUCCAAAGAGAUGUUCAACCCCUACUAUGGUCUCUUCGAGUACUCUGCAACGGACAACUACACACUUCAGAUCAAUCCCAAUUCGGGCCUCUGUAAUGAAGACCACCUGUCCUAUUUCACUUUUAUCGGGAGAGUUGCUGGCCUGGCGGUAUUUCACGGGAAACUUUUAGAUGGUUUCUUCAUUAGGCCGUUUUACAAAAUGAUGCUGGGAAAGCAGAUAACUCUGAACGACAUGGAGUCUGUGGAUAGUGAAUAUUACAACUCUUUGAAAUGGAUCCUAGAGAAUGAUCCCACUGAACUGGACCUGAUGUUCUGUAUCGAUGAAGAAAACUUCGGACAGACAUAUCAAGUGGAUCUGAAGCCCAAUGGGUCUGAAAUAAUGGUUACAAAUGAAAACAAAAGGGAAUAUAUCGACCUAGUCAUCCAGUGGAGGUUUGUGAACAGGGUCCAGAAGCAAAUGAACGCCUUCCUGGAGGGAUUCACAGAACUGCUUCCCAUUGAUUUGAUUAAAAUUUUUGAUGAAAAUGAGCUGGAGUUGCUGAUGUGUGGCCUUGGCGAUGUGGACGUGAACGACUGGAGACAACAUACAAUCUACAAGAACGGGUACUGCCCCAACCACCCCGUCAUUCAGUGGUUCUGGAAGGCUGUGCUGCUGAUGGACGCCGAGAAGCGUAUCCGGCUGCUGCAGUUUGUCACCGGGACGUCCCGAGUACCUAUGAAUGGAUUUGCUGAACUUUAUGGUUCCAAUGGUCCUCAGCUGUUUACAAUAGAGCAAUGGGGGAGUCCUGACAAGCUGCCCAGAGCUCACACAUGCUUUAACCGCCUUGACUUACCUCCAUACGAAACCUUCGAAGAUUUACGAGAGAAGCUUCUCAUGGCCGUGGAAAACGCUCAAGGAUUCGAAGGGGUGGAUUAGGCACCCUCUGCCUCGGGUGGUGGUUCAUCCAGCAAGUCCUGCUUGCACUUUCGUAUUUGCCUAACGGACUUUGCAGAGACGAUGGCGGAAGCGCACCGUGGCCCCUGGAGCCGAGCCUUUGCCCGUGACUUGCCCAAGUUCAGACGUGGGAACCCAGUCCCAGGUCCCGUUUCUGCAUUUUCCACUGCGAAUUAUCAACUGGUUGAUGUGUAUACUAAUUACAUUUCAGGAGGACUUAAUUCUAUUUAUGUUGUGCCUCUGUAAGGCAAAGCCCUUAAUAAAUAUUUUACAUACUUUAUAAUGACAAUGAAUGGAAUUAAUCAAUCUACAGGUAUAGUAUUACAACUCAUGUUUACUUUUUGAAAAUGAUUUAGACCGAUUUUCCAAUUUCAUUUCAUUACAAUUAAAGAUGUCUCAUGUACUUGGAAAA
Messenger RNA from Molossus molossus (Pallas's mastiff bat), 3396 nucleotides. RefSeq names its product NEDD4 like E3 ubiquitin protein ligase (gene NEDD4L). Gene Ontology annotation, biological process: regulation of dendrite morphogenesis; ubiquitin-dependent protein catabolic process. The coding region runs from base 99 to 2966 and encodes 955 amino acids. The transcript has 30 exons. NCBI's taxonomy places the organism in Eukaryota, Metazoa, Chordata, Mammalia, Chiroptera, Molossidae. The record is from RefSeq and is a predicted model, not a curated record. Gene Ontology annotation, molecular function: ubiquitin protein ligase activity; sodium channel inhibitor activity; protein binding.